UGGUAUGGUGUUCCUUUGCAAAACAUUCAUUUCUAUCGCAUUCGCAUCCGACUGAUCAUCAUGUUUAGAUGCGUUGUGCCGAAAAUACAACGUGCUGUGUUGAACAGCCGAGUUCGUUUCCAGUCCAAUAAUUCCGCUGAUAGAAACUCUCUUUUAAGUCAAAUUGACUUAUUGACUAAACAGGUAGAAGCGGCCGAAGCCAAUGCGGAACUAGCCAAAAUUGGCGCAAUACUAGCCAAAGUGAGAGAAAUAAUAACCGUAGCCGAUGCUAAAGCAGCCAAAGCCGAGUCAGAUUUUGUAUACGACCAGCUUUUCGGAAACAACGACCAAAUCGACGACGACGAGAGAGCUGCCGUAAAGAAAAUGCUACAAGAAGUGGAUGAAAAAUACUAUAAUUCCGGCACUCUACAGUCGUCCGAUACUUCCCCAGAUAGGAAAGAGUUUCUUUCCCCAGAUAGAAAAAAGUUUCUUGAAUUAUUGACUAAUCAACUAAAAGCGGCCAGAGCCUAUGCAGAACGAGCCAAAGCUGAUGCGAUACUUGCCCAAGCCGAUGCUAAAGUAGCCAGAGCCGAGACAGAGACUGUAUACAACCAGUUAUUCGGAAACAACGACGAAUUCGACGACGACGAGAGAGCUGCGAUAAAGAAAAAACUACAAGAUUUGGAGGAAAAUUACAUCCGUAACCAUAAUACUAAAGCGUAAAGUGUAUCUUACAAUAUAGAAUGUGUAUGGAUAGCUGGUAUUCAUUUCAUUAUGUGCACUAUUGUUGUUGUUGUUGUUUUUUCCUCCAAUAAACCAAUAUUAUAA
Planococcus citri (citrus mealybug) is the source of this 807-nucleotide messenger RNA. RefSeq lists its product as uncharacterized. The transcript has 4 exons. The record is from RefSeq and is a predicted model, not a curated record. The coding region runs from base 61 to 702 and encodes 213 amino acids. Lineage: Eukaryota; Metazoa; Arthropoda; Insecta; Hemiptera; Pseudococcidae.